Elaeis guineensis (African oil palm) is the source of this 1539-nucleotide messenger RNA. Its product is annotated as homoserine kinase. Lineage: Eukaryota; Viridiplantae; Streptophyta; Magnoliopsida; Arecales; Arecaceae. Gene Ontology annotation, molecular function: ATP binding; homoserine kinase activity. The record is from RefSeq and is a predicted model, not a curated record. Gene Ontology annotation, biological process: L-threonine metabolic process.
AUAAGUUCCCACCAACCGCUCCCGUUUCCUCGUCCGGUUGCGAGGGAAUGGCAGCGGCGACGUGCAAGACCUCCCCGAUCCCAACAAAUCUCAACCAUCCGCACCGCCCAAAACCCCCCAUCCCGCGCUUCCGAGCCGUCCGAUGUGCCUCCCGUCCGACUUCUAAAACCUCGUCCAAAACCCUAGCCCCCGGCGACCUCUCCCCAGCCUUCCGCUCCGUCACCGCCUUCGCCCCCGCUACUAUCGCCAACCUCGGCCCCUGCUUCGACUUUCUCGGCUGCGCCGUCGAUGGCGUCGGUGACACCGUCACUGUCGCGGUCGACCCCGCCGUCCCUGCCGGAACCCUCUCCAUCUCCUCCAUCUCCGGCAUCGCCGCCUCCGCCGCCAAGCUCAGCCGUGACCCCCUCUGGAACUGCGCCGGCAUCGCCGGCAUAGCCGCCAUGCGGGCCCUCGGUGUCCGCUCCAUCGGCCUCUCCCUCCACCUCGAGAAGGGCCUCCCAGCCGCAGCAGCCGUCGCCGUCAACGGGCUCUUCGGUGGCCGCCUCACCCCCGGCGAGCUCGUCCUCGCCGGGCUCGAGUCGGAGAAGAAGGUUAGCGGGUAUCACGCCGACAACGUCGCCCCCUCGAUCAUGGGCGGAUUCGUUCUGAUCCGGAGCUACGAUCCCCUCGAACUCCUACGAUUGGAGUUCCCCGCCGGCCAAGAUCUCUACUUUGUUCUCGUAAGCCCAGAAUUCGAGGCGCCGACGAAGAAGAUGAGGGCGGCGCUGCCGCCGGAAGUCAAGAUGAAGGACCAUGUGCACAAUUCCAGCCAGGCGGCGGCGCUGGUCGCGGCGGUGGUGCGGGGGGACGUCAGGGUUUUGGGCUUGGCGAUGUCAUCGGAUGGGAUCGUGGAGCCGAGGAGGGCGCCGCUGAUACCGGGGAUGGCCGGGGUGAAGAAGGCGGCGAUUGAGGCUGGUGCAUUCGGGUGCACUAUAAGUGGGGCGGGGCCGACGGCAGUGGCGGUGAUCGAUGGCGAGGAGAAGGGGAAGGAGAUCGGGGAUCGGAUGGUGGAGGCGUUCUUGAGGGAGGGGGGAUUGAAGGCAAGUGCAACGGUGGCGAGACUGGACAGAGUUGGGGCUAGGGUUAUCAGCAGCAAUGCUGAUUAAAAGAUCUCAUAUAUACCUGAAUUGGGAUUCUCCUGCUGCAUUGCAUUGAAAUGUCCUGCGGGUUGUAUUCACAACAAUCAGUUCAGGGCCUAAUGCAUACUUGGGCAAUGCUUUUUCACUCACAUGAUGCGCCUCCAGUUCCUUGUUAUGCGGUUCCUUCAUUUCUCCUGCAUGGCGUUCCCUUGGGAGGAGAAGUUUUGCAAGAUUCCAGUUCAAUCAAAAUGUAACCCAAAGUCCUGCUCAGGAUGAAUUUGUAUCUGUUUGUAAGUGAAAAAACAUGGUGCUUAGUUUGCUGGAUUGUGUGAUCUGCCCAAUUUGAACUGUCGGACAUUGUAGUUUUCUUUCUGGAAUUCACUAAUGGAUCUAGAUGUUCCAAGAGCGCAGUGAUCCUUUU